Messenger RNA from Botrytis porri, 3363 nucleotides. RefSeq lists its product as uncharacterized. The coding region runs from base 351 to 2990 and encodes 879 amino acids. The record is from RefSeq and is a predicted model, not a curated record. Lineage: Eukaryota; Fungi; Ascomycota; Leotiomycetes; Helotiales; Sclerotiniaceae. Gene Ontology annotation, molecular function: beta-mannosidase activity. Gene Ontology annotation, biological process: carbohydrate metabolic process; glycoprotein catabolic process. The transcript has 2 exons.
UAGUUCUGCGAAGAUGUUGCCAAAUUGUGACAACGACCAAUCAAAUUGGGCAGUAUUUGCCGCAAGAGCUAUCAUUCCUUCCUUCCCACCCUAUAGGACAACUCAAUAUCCAAUCUUUGUCAAACGCGGGAUGAAGACCCCGCAUGUAGUAAUCCCAUUUUGGAGCUGCGAAACCUCACAUAUGGGAUCCAUGAAUUUUACAAUACUUCUUGAACUUGCUACCUGUUACUUAAGUCGGAGAACUAACCAAGGCUAAGAUAUAAGAAGAGCCUUGUUCCUUUGACGGUACUGAUAGAUCAUUUCAUCUGUAUGCAAACUCCUCUAUAAGAUACUUAUACCCCCCUUCUACAAUGCGUACGGACCAUACCUUUUCGAACAACAAUUCACAUCAAACCGCAUCUACAUCAACUUCAUCCAAUAUGCCUGAGCAUACCAUACUUCCAAUUGAUAAGAAUUGGACUUUCAAACAGGCGGGCAAUGAAGAUUCUAAAUUUCUCCCUGUCGCACAAUUUCCUACAAAUGUUCAUUUGGAUCUCAUUGCCAAUGGUAUCAUAGAAGAUCCCUUCAUGGGAAAGAACGAAAACGACGUCCAAUGGAUUGGUGAGACGGUCUGGGUAUACAGAACAACAUUUUCAUCGCCCAAGAUAUCAUCAGAAGACAAAGCUGGCACCAAAGCAGUCCUGGCAUUUGAUGGGUUAGAUACUUAUGCCACCGUUCUAUUGAAUGGAAAGGAAAUCCUCAAGACAGAUAAUAUGUUCAUACCUGAACGAAUUGAUAUCACAUCUCACCUAAAAGAUGAGGGAGAAAAUGAACUAGAAAUCACAUUCGAGAGCGCAUAUCUCAAAGGAUGUGCCAUAGUGGAGAAAUAUCCGGAUCAUCAUUGGGGUUGUUGGAACGGAGAUACUUCUAGACUUGCUGUUCGGAAAGCUCAGUAUCAUUGGGGAUGGGAUUGGGGCCCAACCCUUAUGACUUGUGGGCCAUGGCGACCAAUACACCUUGAACUUUUCACAUCCCGCAUCUCGGACGUCUACUUUACAAGCAAUGUGGACAAUUCCCUGAAAACUGCGGAGCUCGUUGCGAAGGCGGACGUUCAAGGUGAAGCAUCGCAAGUUAAGUUCGAUAUCACUUUGGACGGCGAGCUUGUUGCAAGUGAGACAGUCAUCUCUUCUGAAGGACAUGCUGCCCAUGCCUUUACUAUCAAAGAUCCUGCAUUAUGGUUUCCGAUCAGAUAUGGUAAACAGCCAUUGUAUAAUCUUACUGCAACUUUGAUUCACAAUGAUAAAAGUAUAUCAACGCAAACCAAGAAGUUUGGCUUACGCCGAGCAGAGCUAGUGCAGGACCCUUUGAAAGACCAGCCAGGAACCUCGUUCUUUUUCAGAAUCAACAAUAUUCCAAUUUUCUGUGGUGGCAGUGACUGGAUUCCUGCCGAUAAUUUCAUUCCCCGCAUCAGCAAAGGAAAGUAUUAUGAUUGGGUGAAGCUAGUAGCAGACGGAAAUCAGUUCAUGAUUCGAGUUUGGGGUGGUGGAAUAUUUGAGGAGCAAGCCUUUUAUGAUGCAUGCGAUGAAUUAGGCAUUCUAGUAUGGCAAGAUUUCAUGUUCGGCUGCGGAAAUUACCCUGCUUUCCCAGAUUUCCUCACUUCCGUGAAGAGAGAAGCCGAGGAGAAUGUCAAACUUCUUCGUCACCACCCAUCCAUCGUUAUUUGGGCUGGUAAUAACGAAGAUUACCAAUACCAAGAAUCCGAAGGUCUCACUUACGACUUUGACAACAAGGAUUCGGAGAGUUGGUUGAAGACCAAUUUUCCAGCAAGAUACAUAUAUGAGAAGAUUUUAGUCGAUGCCUGCACCGAACUAAUUCCAGAUACAUACUAUCACUAUGGUAGUCCAUGGGGUGGAAAACAAACCACUGAUCCUACCGUUGGGGACUUGCAUCAGUGGAAUGUAUGGCACGGUUCUCAAGAGAAGUAUCAAAACUUCGACAAGCUCGUUGGACGCUUCGUCUCAGAAUUCGGCAUGGAAGCAUUCCCAAAUAUCAAAACUAUAGAAUCAUUCCUUCCACUCGGCAAAGAUGAUCCCGACCGUUUUGCCCAAUCUUCCACCGUCGAUUUCCACAACAAAGCCGAUGGACACGAGCGCCGUAUUGCUCUUUAUCUCGUCGAGAAUUUCCGCUACGCUCCUGACCCCCUCGAACAAUUUAUCUAUUCCACUCAACUCAUGCAAGCCGAGUGUCUAGCUAGCGCCUAUCGACUAUGGAAACGCCAAUGGAAAGGACCCAGUAGGGAAUAUUGCGGGGGUGCCCUAGUAUGGCAAAUCAAUGAUUGCUGGCCCGUAACAUCCUGGGCAAUCGUCGACUACUAUCUCCGUCCAAAACACGCCUAUUAUACCGUCAAACGUGAAAUGGCGCCCAUUUCCCUAGGUAUCACGCGCAAAGAACACAUUACCCCCAAAGACAAAUACACCCGUGCCCAUCUCACCAAGAAAACCCAAAUUGAAAUCUGGGGUUCAAACCUAGGACUCGAAGAUAUCACAGCCGAUGUCCUCGUCAAAGCCUUCGACGUCACCACUGGCCAAGAAACCUACUCCAAAACUAUCGCCUCCUCUCUCCUCCUUCCCGAAAACCGCUCUACAGAAAUAACCGCCCUGGAUGUCCCCGUGCAAACCUCCAAUUCAGACGAAGAAUCCCGCACCGUAGUCGCCGCAUAUCUCAUCCAAGACGGCGUGCGUAUCGCUCGCUACAUCAAUUGGCCUGAACCGCUAAAAUACGUACAUUUGCAAAAACCCACGGAUCUGCGUGUCAAGCUGUCGGAAGAUGCAAAGACGGUAGAGAUUAGCAGUGAGGUUCCGGUCAAGGGGGUAGCGCUCGAGUGUGAAGAUGAAGAGGUGAUCUUUGAGGAUAAUUUACUGGAUGUGGUGCCCGGGGAAAUGGUUAAAGUGGGGGUUAAGGGGGCGAAGGCGGAUACGAAGAUUGGAGUGAGGUAUUUGGGGAUGAUUUAGGGGAUUGAGGGAGAGAUAUUUUCCCGGUUUUUACCUCCUUUUCUUUCAUUGUUCUUUUUGUUGAGCGCAUGGAUAGAUAUUGUUUCCUCGGGUCGCAAUGAUGAUUGAACGAGGAUUUUUACGAUGGAUUGGCGCUAGGUGAGAAUUCGUUCAUGAAAUAGGUCAAAUACAAAGAUCUGUCUUUUCAUACUGUCAAACUUCAAUUCUUGGUAACAGAUUCUGGUAGUAGAUGCAUACAAAUCAGACGAGUACGCUCAUCCUUCCGGGCUAGAAGCAUGAAGUAUUGUUUUCGAAUAGCUGCUGUACCUGGAUCCCAUCCGGACACCCUAAGUGAUCACAACACAGUCCAAGAGAAGUUCGGAUGCACGACCAU